CGCGAGGAGCCGACUGUGUCCACUUCCCCACACUGGAGGAGCUUGGCAGACACGGGCGGCCGGCAAUUCAGCACCAGUCAAUCAGCCAGCCAGCCCGUCAUCACCAUCGUGAGUCGCAGCAGCCGCUGAACGUGGACUCGAUUUCAUUCUUCUACGCCCAUCGAAAAUUCGGAACACUAGUUCCUGUCGGCGUGGAGAAAUGGCCGGGAUCUUGGCGUGGUUCUGGAACGAGCGCUUCUGGCUCCCCCACAACGUAACAUGGGCUGACUUGAAGAACACAGACGAGGCGACGUUCCCGCAAGCCGAGGACCUUUAUCUGGCGUGCCCUUUGGCCUUCUGCAUCUUCAUGGUACGGUUGCUCUUCGAAAGGUUUAUUGCAAGGCCUUGUGGCGUGGGCCUGAAGAUACAAGCCAACGGGCCACAAAAAGCCCAACCCAACGCUAUCUUGGAGAAGGUUUUCACCGCUAUUACCAAGCACCCAGAUGAAAAGAGGCUGGAAGGAUUGUCCAAGCAGCUCGACUGGGAUGUCCGAACCAUCCAGCGCUGGUUCCGACAAAGACGCAACCAAGAGAAACCGAGCACCCUUGCCAGAUUCUGUGAAAGCAUGUGGAGAUUUACAUUUUAUCUUUACAUUUUCACCUAUGGCGUGCGUUUCCUUAAAAAGACGCCGUGGCUGUGGAACACUAAAGAAUGCUGGUAUAACUAUCCUUACCAGCCACUGACUGUGGACAUCCAUUAUUACUAUAUACUGGAGCUGUCUUUCUACCUGUCCUUGCUCUUUUCUCAAUUUACUGACAUCAGGAGGAAGGAUUUCCUGAUUAUGUUCCUUCACCAUUUGGCAACCAUCUCCCUCAUCACCUUCUCUUAUGUGAACAACAUGGCAAGAGUCGGGACUCUGGUCAUGUGCCUCCAUGAUGCGGCUGACGUCCUGAUAGAGGCCGCCAAGAUGGCCAACUAUGCCAAAUGUCAGAUAUUGUGCAACCUCCUGUUUGCAAUGUUUGCAACCCUCUUCAUAAGUUCCAGGCUGGCAGUUUACCCAGUGUGGAUUUUAAACACCACUCUGUUUGAGAGUUGGGACAUUGUUGGUCCCUACCCAUCCUGGUGGGUCUUCAACCUGCUUUUAAUCUUGCUGCAGCUUCUUCACUCCUACUGGUCCUACCUUAUAGUAAAGACGGCAUUCCAGGCCAUCUCGAAAGGAAAGAUGGGAAAAUUGAAUCCUUUACAUGUGUCAAAGGAUGAUUGCAGCGACAUCGAGUCCAGCUCGGACGAGGAUGACAGCCCUCCAGCCAAACAGAAACCCCACAACAGCGCCACUAACGGGACCAACAAAUCUCACGGGACCAACGGCUACCUGACGGGAGCCUCCUAUCCCGAUGAACAUUGAUCGAACAGCGUUGAAGCGAGCAUCCGUCCAUGUGUGCACGUGUGGAGACAACAGCAAACAUCACUUAACGCAUUCUGGGCAUUUAUUUUUUCAGUUCAACAACCUGCCUUUUCGUCUCCUCGUCGGCAUAUUCGCAUUGGCACUCUAAAUCAAUCCACUUUAUCCAUUUUUACCGCAUGCUAUGUCGAUAGGCAGUCGUCUGGCAUUCUGGCAGGUGGGGGGGGGUCCUACUUUUGCUGUCUUUUUGUGUUAUUUAUUUUUCUCGCAUUUACUUUCAAUGCUACACCCCCAAAGAUUUGCCAAAA
Molecule: messenger RNA, 1689 nt
Organism: Hippocampus zosterae (dwarf seahorse)
Lineage: Eukaryota; Metazoa; Chordata; Actinopteri; Syngnathiformes; Syngnathidae
Gene: cers6
Product: ceramide synthase 6
Exons: 11
Coding region: 200-1384 (394 amino acids)
Biological process (GO): ceramide biosynthetic process
Cellular component (GO): membrane
Molecular function (GO): sphingosine N-acyltransferase activity; DNA binding
Source: RefSeq, a predicted model, not a curated record